UUUGGAGCCGAGACGUUUUCACUCACGGACGCACGUGAAUUUUCACACCGGUGCUCCAUGUGCUUGCGCGGGCGACUAUUUGGGGAGUUAAACUGCGCCUCGGUGUUUCCGUCACUUGUCCAAAAGCUUUCCUUCUCUCUACUCAGUCCAACACGCUGACAGAGAAACUGCAGGAUUUUGCUCUCCGCCGCCACAGUACUAAGUUUGUGAAAAGUUUUUUUUAGCCUGCACCAAGUGCACCACAAUGCUGGACGCCAGGAUCCGAACUGUUCUGCUCUUUGGAUGCGCGGUUUUCCUUAUUGUGACCUCUGCUGUCAACGCAAACGGUCGAGUUUUUGUGGUUGACCUUAGGAACUCGUCUGGUCUGCAGGGUUACAAAGAUGCGGAGCAGGGUUGUGCCUCACAACACGCCCGCUUGGCCUCAGCACAGGAACUCCACCAUGCCGCGGUCGACUGCUUCUUCUCCUCCUGCACCCGUGGGUGGCUUUAUGGGGGCACAAUAGGGACCACAGUAUGUAACGUUGUUGGUGGGGAGCUGAAAGUGGUGGAUGUGAGGACUGAGAAUGCUACAGAGGACAGCGAGCAUCUGCACGCCUUCUGUGUCAAAGAUAAAGGAGCGCCUUGCGGCAACCCCCCGUCCUUCCCUAAUACCCGCCUCCAGGGCCACACAGGGUUUGAGUUCGGUGAUGAGCUCUUGUACGCGUGCGCCCCGGGUCAUGUGAUGCUCAGCGGGCAGAAUGCCUUCAGCCUGCUGUGUGACAGUUGUGGAGAGUGGUACGGACUGGUGCACAUUUGUGUCAAAGAUGACACCCAACGUCACAUGGACUAUGAGGACAAGUUCAUAGAUUCCUUUAGAGAGACACAGCACAACAAUAAAGAUGACAGCCCAGAGGUAGCUCACGGCAAGUUAUAUGAGGAGAUGCCUGGAAGAGUAAACUCUGAGGCAAAAAGGAUUCAGGAGCAGCAAGAGGCAAGUCUUACUGCCAGAGUAGAAGGGGUACAUAAAGUACACCAGGAAGCGAAGGAAGUGGAAAGACUGAGGAUUUAUCUGAAUGAAGAAGAAGGUGAGCAGGAUAGAAAGAUGAAAGGAAGAGAACAAGAUGAGGACAUCACAGAUCAUUCCAAGUGGGAACAGGAGAGGAUGGACCUGGUCAGGACUGACGCAGCAGUAGUCACCGAUUCACCUGACUCUCUUAUUUCCCAGAAACACAUCUUCUGGCUCCCCUCUGAGACCUUCCAGGAGGAGGGACAUCCUGUUUCCACCAAUCCAGUCACACAAAGAGGCUCAGGCAGCCAAUCAAGAGAGAGUAAAGAACAUGACAGCCAAGAUCCUGAGCGAGACAGCUAUGAGACUCUUGACCAAGAUGAUCAUGACGACAGUCGACAUGAUGACAGGGACAGCCACCAUGAUAAUCAAGAUGACCGAGACAGUUAUGACAAUCAUCAAGAUGACGAUAACCAUGAUGAUAAUGUGAGACAUUACGUUCCGGUUCAACAUGGUGAUCUGGACAGACGUGGUCAGCAUGAGCAUCAUGAUGAUCAUUAUGACAUGGGUGAACAUGAAGAUGGCCGUGAUCAUGUAUGGUAUACUAGCCAAGGGGAAUAUGAUGAAAAAAGCUAUGAAGAUGAUGACCAUACAACAAACGAUGGUGGUGAUGAUGAUCAAGAACAUCCUGAUGGCUUUGAAAAACCUCAAGACCGUUACGAGCAUGAUGAUACUGUGGAAGAUUAUCUCAUAGGAGAUAAUGACCAUUACACUGAUCAUGAUCACUACAAGCAUGAUGACCACAACCAUGACCGCUUUGACAACCAUGAUGAUCAUGACAGCCAUGAAGAUGGUCUGUAUCAUGUGAUCUUUUCUAUGGCUGCAAAUGAACAUCACAAUGGCAGCCACAAGGGAGCAAGAGGAAAGGAGGCAACCCCCACAGAUGACUCCUGGCUGGACGGCUAUGCUAUUGUUCCAGAUGACAGGGAGAAAGGCGGCUCCAUGGUGGAAGGAGUAAAAGGAGAUGAAGCAAAGAAAAAAACAGUGAUAUCAACGGAGAGACCCAAGGGGGUUCUUAGACCCAUUCCUUACACCAGCCGAACAAAGUUGCCUGAAUUUUCCACACCCAAGUCUGAGUUAGAACAAUGGGCCCUGGAGGAGGUGUGGCCUGGCUUCAUCCCCACUGCUGCUCCUUCUUCUGAUAGCUCAGACCCAGAUCCUUUGGACACCAUGGACUAUGAUACACAACAGGUAGCUCCGACACACUCCUGGCUGGUGGACCUCACCGAACACCCCUUCUUUAAUCAGGGCCCAGCCCCACCAGUGCAAACCAAUAACAUCAUCACUGGAAUUGGAUCAGUGGAGGAACAUAAUGAGCAUCACUCAACUGCUGAACGAGAUCAGAAGGACAAUGUGGUGGGAGAAAAGGGCGAGGCAAUCUGCACAGGUGAGAAUUGUCCUCCCCGCCCUCCAAGUUCUUCCAGGCAAGGCUCAAUGGCAGCGAUAAUAAUUGUGGUAGUAUCUGUGGUUGCUACAGCUGUCAUUGUCGGAGUGUGGUAUUACCAACGGCAACAACGGAAAAGCUCAAUGUACGAAAUGAAUGGCAAGGACCAAGGUCAGAACAGACAUGCCCAACAGAUAGAGAUGCACCAGAAAGUAUAAGAAUGAGAGGAGGAGACUAACAGAGAGCCAUUCACAACCCCAAAUCUGAAAAAGCUGGGAUGGUAUGAGUGAGUGGAAUCACAGUGAUUCUGCAUUUCAGGCCUUCAACACACUCCAAAAAAAGUUGGGACGCUAAAGUAUUUACCUCUUUGUAAUGUUGCCAUUCCUUCUCUCAACACUUAAAAGACAUUUUGUCAUUGAGGACACCAAGCAGUUAAAAGUGUCGGGUGUUAUUUUGUCCCAUUCUUCCUACAAACAUCUUAAUGUUUGAAACAGUGCGGGUUUUGUCGUUGUUGCAUUUUUCAUUUUAUAAUUAUCCAAACAUUCUCUAUUGGGGACUGAUCAGGACUGCAGGCAGGCCAGUCCAGUACCCGUACCCUCUACUUCCA
Molecule: messenger RNA, 3036 nt
Organism: Thalassophryne amazonica
Lineage: Eukaryota; Metazoa; Chordata; Actinopteri; Batrachoidiformes; Batrachoididae
Gene: susd5
Product: sushi domain containing 5
Exons: 5
Coding region: 245-2647 (800 amino acids)
Biological process (GO): Notch signaling pathway; cell adhesion
Molecular function (GO): hyaluronic acid binding
Source: RefSeq, a predicted model, not a curated record